UUAUUAUUAAUUAGUAAUAAGAGAUUUAAUAAUAUAGAUAUGGAAGGAGGGGUGCAUCCAGGCACAGAUGCAACAGCUUUUAGGGAGUGUUUGGCUCUGUCAUGGAAAAACCCAUACAUUCUUCGUCUUGCUUUCUCUGCUGGAAUUGGUGGCUUUCUCUUUGGCUAUGAUACCGGAGUGAUAUCUGGAGCUCUUCUUUAUAUUAGAGACGAUUUCAAGUCUGUUGAUAGACGCACUGUCUUGCAGGAAGCUAUAGUGAGCACCGCGGUGGCCGGAGCAAUAAUAGGAGCGGCGAUCGGCGGAUGGUUAAACGACAAAAUUGGAAGAAGAACAACUUUACUUUCAGCAGACCUCUUGUUUUUCAUAGGAGCCGUAAUGAUGGCUUCUGCGCCGAACCCCACCGUUUUGAUCGCCGGUAGGGUUUUUGUGGGGCUGGGCGUCGGAAUGGCGUCCAUGACUUCUCCAUUAUACAUAUCGGAGGUUUCUCCGGCAAAGGUCAGGGGAGCACUUGUGAGCACCAAUAGUUUCUUCAUCACCGGUGGCCAGUUCUUGUCCUACCUCAUUAACCUUGCCUUCACCAAGGUAUUUCAUUUUAAUUAAUAUACUCCCUCCGUCCCUAAAUAAAGUUCCAUUUUGACUUUUUGAGAAUUUAAGGGAGAGAUAUUUUUGUGUUGACUUUCCAAAAAUACCCUUGAUGUGAUGUGUAAAAGUAAGAUGUGAUAGGUAAAUUAUUAGUAAAAAGGUAUGAUGCGA
This is a messenger RNA of Cuscuta campestris, 753 nucleotides long. The record is from the annotation of a GenBank genome assembly. Lineage: Eukaryota; Viridiplantae; Streptophyta; Magnoliopsida; Solanales; Convolvulaceae.